This is a messenger RNA of Symbiodinium natans, 528 nucleotides long. Lineage: Eukaryota; Dinophyceae; Suessiales; Symbiodiniaceae. The record is from the annotation of a GenBank genome assembly.
AUGGACGAGAAGCUCACCUUACACUACUACUCCAGGGCGCUGCUCAUGGACGCUCUGGCGCCUCUGUUGCAGAAAUCCAGCGACGGCCGAUGUCUGUCGGUGUUGAGCGGGGGUGUGCAUGGGCCCUACGCCGGCUACGGCGAGGACCCAGACCUGUCAAAGAGCUACUCUUUGACGAAAGCCGCCAACCUCGCAGGCUUCUACAACGACAUUGCGGCCGAUGCUUUGAGUGGCACUUACCCAGGCGUGAGCUUCGUGCACGCUUGCCCUGGAUUUGUGGCCACUGCUUGGGGAACCGAGAUGCCCACUGCCAUCAAGGCCCUGGUCCGGCUCCUCCAGAAGUUGGGUCGAUCCAAGGAAGACGCAGGAGAGUAUCUGUUUCGGUGCCUGUACCACGAUGAUUUUAAAGGAGGUGGCUUCUACAUCGCAAAUGAGUAUGGCGACAGCUCGGCGAAGCUGACAAACCUCCACGCCAAAGCCAAGGACGAGGUUUGGGCCCACACGCGGCAGAUAUUGUCGAGGUUUUAA